AACGAGUGUGUGCGUUUGUAGGAGGGUGUGCUGUAGAAAAGGGUGUGGGAAUCAUCAAACGGAUGCAGAUUGCGUCGUUGGGAAAGCACACAAUUCAUCGGGAGUAGUUCUGCUUCGCAGGAAUACAUCAGGAAAAAGCCCUACGCCACACGGAGGAAAAAAGGCUCUCGCUUCGUGCGCUAGUGUGUGCGAAUGGGUGUAGUGGUAGUGGUGUGCCACAACACUACUCACACCAGCGCAAGAACAAGAAGCGAACCAUCGGGCGACACCGUUCUUGCGUACGGCAUCGCGGCUGUCUGGGUUGGAUUUGUUGUGUUUCCGUUUCACUCACACUCCGCAUCCCGCAGGAAGUGCGCGACCGAGAAACGUCUGUAGGCUGACUGGCUGGCUGGCUGGCUGGCUGGUUGUACCGAGACAGUCCCGCAACGGAAAUCAUCUGUCGAUACGAUCCGAGCACGACGCACCGGACGGGGUUGCUGCGGUUGGUCUUCCAUCACUUUGCUGGGGCUGUAGUUUAUAAUGGCAAACGAGCAUUACACCACCGCCUACUAGCAGCAUCUUCUACCUCCAAGACCGACCCGUUCCUGAGUGUGUGUGUGUUUUCAAUCGCAGUAGACGACGCGACCAAGACGACGAACCAAUAUAGGGGACUUGUGUCAAUGAAGAAUGAAGUUUUAUUGCAUUACCGUCGACGCCGUCGACACCGCCUGACUCCGAUGGUCGCCUGCGUCGCCGUUGUGAUUAGAAGCGAAGAACGCACGUGAGAACGACAACAGAAGAAAGUAAAGAAGAAAGAGCAUCUCAGUGUCGGCUAUUGUUGUGCAGUGGCUGCAUCUCGCGCGACCGGAAAUCGGAUGUAAGAAGUAGCGUAAAGAAAACCGACCUUUCCAACCCCAACCCUGUCCUCCAAGGAGGGACUGGUACAGGCAAAACAGGACAGGAUGCACGUGGGUGGGUGGUGUAUUGUGGUGCCGUAGUGUGAAAGUGUGCGGUCGACGAUGUGGUGAUGUGCGCGGCGAUCUGUGUCUCUCAUCUGCCUUGUUGCUGCCCGUGGUCUGGACUUUCGCGUGGUACCGUCUUUCUUCGUGGCAUCCGCGCCGGUGCAUUCGCGUGAGGAUUCUUUGUUGCAGCAGCACCUUUGUCCCUGUGCAUCGGCUGCUAGCGAAGAAGGACCCAUCCCUAUCCUAAACCGGAAAAAGAGCACACGGUUCAAAUGGUGUUUGGCGAAGAACUGUGACUGUGGUGUGCGGUGUGUUCGGAUCCGUUUUACAACCCGGAGGGCAGUGGUAGCCAGCAGUAGGCGGCGAACGUGCAAAAGUUAUCGAUAAAGCGAAAUCAUUGCAGUGAGCUCUUGUUCUCGGUUCGUGCGUAUUUCCACGCCUGAAAAUAGUUUGCUACAAAACGAGAAAAAGGAAAAAGAAGGUAAAGGUGGGACCGGUACAUCUGGGUACCGGCUACAUGUAUGGUGUGUGGCGUGUUUUAGUCGGCAACGAUUUUGUUUGAGUGCCAGUGCUUAUUCUUUGCGGUACAACACGAUGAAUGCAGCGCCCGAUUUCGGUACCGCAAUCCGGCAGAACAGUUCACCGAAGCAUGACUUCCCACUGCAGAAUGGACCGAACCAUCCGGUCGAAUACCAGAAUUACAUCGGUGCUGGUGGAGGGGGAGGUGGAGGUGGAAUGGGAAUGCAAAGUCAGCAGCAGCAGCAGCAGCAGCAGCAACAACAACAGCAGCAGGAUUUGACCAUCGACGGUAUACCGAACAAUUUCCCCCAUCGACGGUCGAGAGCGUCGCGAACGUUCAAGAAUCCACCCCAGCCCCACAUGUGCAUCAAGGAGCGGACCGUCGACGGGAAGGAGGUGUUCAUCAACGUGCUCAGCUGGACGCGUAUCGCCAAUCCGGACAAUCCGGACGCACCGAUACCGCUGUACGGUGGCAUGAAAGUGGGCAAGAUACCACCCGGUAGCCCGAAAGCGCCACCCCUAGUCUAUGCCGUGAUGGCCAGCCCCGAGGUACUGAAGAAGGCUGGUCGUAAAUGUCCCGACACACCGGAACGUAUGAAUCUGGUCGAUUUGAUGUGCGAGUUUGUGGAGGCCAUGAAUCCUUCUUUGCAUCUGUCGAGAAAACCUGAAAUACUCAAGGAUCGCGACCUGUCCGGUGAGCUGAAGGAUGUGUGGAGUGCGGUACAGGCGUGUCGUGAUAAGGGCCGUUCCGAUAAUGGUCCUCCCGAGAAUCUAGUCGUGUACACCGAGUUUGGUCCGGACAGUGCGCCCAGCUACGAGCAAACGAUACAGCAGCAUCAGCAGCAACAGCAACAUCAGCUUCAAUAUCAACAGCAGUACGAUCAGCUUCCAAACUCCCAUGAACAGCAGGGCCGUUUCCCAUUAUCAGUUGCGUCAUCGCAGCAGCAACAGCAACAACAACAACAACAUUACCCUUAUCACCAUCAACAACAAAGUGCAAUUAACCACAACAACCACAACUCCUCCGUACUAACCAGUAUUGAACAGCAGAUCUCGACGAUAUCCGUUGCGGACGGUUCCGGUCCGCCGGAAGGUAGCAAUACAACCAGCGCACCCUCGGCUGCAACGAACGGAUCGAACGUCCUGCCCGAUGAGCCGAUGCUGUCGAAGGAAACCGAAAGUCUGAAACUGUCUUCUAGCAAUGGUAGUAGCAACGGUACGGUGAACAAAACCAACGGAAUCACACUGCCUAACACAGCAAGCGAUGCUAGCGCGACCGCCGCGCCCCCCACACUGACCUCGUCCACUUCCUCUUCUCCAACUGUGCCACAAACGUCACCGACCAACGCCAGUACACCGUCAGCGGUGCCCGUGAAGGAACCGACCAAAAGCUCCUCGGGACACAACUUUUUCCCGAUGUUUCGCUCGUCGAAAAGCAGCAGUAGCAGCAGUAGUAGUAGUUCUAGCGGUACUGCUAACAGCAACGGUGGUACUGCUACCGCCAACACCCAGCUAAGCUCUGGGAUCGAUAAAGCAUCGGUGAACGGUGGCAGCGAAUCAGGCGCCGCUUCCACCCCAACCAGUGACAAUGGCCCGGAACCGGCGAAAGCAUCGAAACCGAGUAGUAAAAAGAGUGGAUUAAACUUUUUCCGACGCAACAAAUCGACGUCGACGGAGGCGGGCAGUAAGAAGGAACCGUCUACCCCAACCAAACAACCUCCAGCCGGUGGUGGUGGAGUGCUUCCAGCCGGGCUCUCCUCCGCAACGUCAGCUCCUGCAACACCGGCCGCUACGGGUGCAGCGGCUACCGGACCGGAAGCGAAGCUGCAGUCGCUUAUGGAUAGCGAUGCCAUCAAUCAUCGCGGUGCCCACCACCCGUAUCACCUGGACAAUGGGGGGAAUGGUGGUGGUGGCGGUGGGGAUGGUGCUACUAGUGGAGGAAAUGGUGGGGAGAUACUCGAAACAGGUGCGGCCACUAUCGCAGCAAAGUAAAGAGGAACCACAACGGGCUCAUUUCACUGACGCUGACACACGGAAAUCCUUCCUUAAGGAUGUGCGUGUGUGUGGAGCGGCGGUUGCUCGAUUGCCGUGGCAUGUGAUAUUUUCGGCUGGGCAGGACCCUUCCUCCCUUACCUCUCCCGCGCGCGGUUUUUCCCACGCGCUUUUUUUUUGGGCGCCAUCAUCCCCGGGCGGCUAAUGCAUGGUGGGAAGUCGGGAAAAGUUGACGGUUGACGAUUUUAGUAUUAUGCACAGUCGAUUCGCUAUUUCCGCGCCCUGUACAGGUGUUGCAGGAUGAUUUCGGUAUUAGAGGAUACAGCUUAUUUCCGGUUUGCACGUGUACUGCAUGUGCGUAAAGAGUGUAUGUAAGGAACGGGUUUUGUGCGGUUGAGACGUGUAAAUAGCAAGAGUUGCCGGAGUCCCAAAAAACUCUUCGGGAACAGGAGAAGUAUAGGAAUUAUAGAGAGAAGAGAAAACAUAAAACAGAAUGCAGAAAACAGAGGAUACGUUUUAACAAUUUC
Messenger RNA from Anopheles stephensi (Asian malaria mosquito), 3979 nucleotides. Its product is annotated as transcription factor mef2A. Gene Ontology annotation, biological process: regulation of transcription by RNA polymerase II. The coding region runs from base 1536 to 3452 and encodes 638 amino acids. The record is from RefSeq and is a predicted model, not a curated record. NCBI's taxonomy places the organism in Eukaryota, Metazoa, Arthropoda, Insecta, Diptera, Culicidae. The transcript is spliced from 5 exons.